AUGGAUCCAUCGAUUGAGGCCUUCCUCGAUCGCCUCGACAACACCCUGAAGGCCCAGGACAAGGUCAUCGCCGAGAUCCAGGCGUCCACAGCAAAGAUCGACGAGCUCGUCAAUUGGCGGCCCGAUCUGGAGAAGCGCGUCGCCGAUUUGGGCGAUGCGGUGGCAGCUCUCCAGCUCUCGCAGCCAGCACCAACUAAGGAGGUCGAGGGCAACCGGGCGCCAGCACCGUCUUACACUCCACCAACGACGACCGGUGCCCACAUCGGGGCCGGUACCGGCGCGGUUGACGCUCCCCAAGGGCCCACAGGCCACGGCGUCUUCAACCUACCUCGGGGGCCCCCGGCGGCGUCGUUCCAGACGCCGCCCCCGCCCCCGGCAUCUGGAGAUAAUCCUAAUCUGUGGAAGACACUUUGCGAGCAAUAUUUUCAGAUGUUUGGUAUUGUGCAGUCAUUUUGGGUUCCCAUGGCCGCUCUGAAUUUUUCGGGGUCAGCAUCUGUGUGGCUGCAGUCCAUUCAGAAACGGCUAGGACAUUACGAUUGGGAUUCAUUCACUGCAUUACUCUGUACUCGUUUCGGGCGUGAUCGGCAUCAAACGCUGAUCAGGCAGUUCUACACUGUCCGCCAAACAUCUUCAGUAGCACAAUAUAUAGAGCAGUUCGAACUAAUUAUCAAUCACCUAUCAUCAUAUUCUGAUUCGAUUCACCCAUUCUACUUUUUGACUCGGUUUGUCGAGGGCUUGCGGAAGGAUAUCCGAGCGGUGGUGCUAGUUCAGCGCCCACCUGACUUGGAUACAGCUUGUGCGCUGGCCCUGCUUCAGGAGGAAGUGGCCGACGGCGUGUUUGGCAGCUUCUCAAGACCACCUGAGCCCGCCCCGCGCGCGGGCACUCCCCUGCCUCUACCUCCACCACCAACACGUCUUGUUCCGGCUGCACCGGCGACAGACCGUCGCGGCACGGAUGCGGCGCGAGCAGAUACAACCAAGAUAAAAGCGCUACGGGACUACCGACGUGCUCGCGGGCUAUGCUUCAAGUGUGGCGAGCGGUGGGGGCAGGAUCAUGUCUGCCCCACAACUGUUCAGCUGCACGUAGUCGAAGAGAUGCUCGAGCUCUUCGGCGUCGAGACCAACUCCGACACCGAAGAGGACGUACAGCAAGUGCACGCCAUCUCGCGGCCAGCAUUGGAUGGUGGUGUGUCGCCAAAGGCAUUUCAAUUGCUGGCUACUAUGCAAGACCAAGGGGUGCUCAUACUUGUGGACAGUGGGAGUUCUACGUCGUUCAUCAAUCAGAAUCUGGCGGCGCACUUGUCAGGGGUGCAAGAGCUGCGCCGGCCUUGCAAAGUGAAGGUAGCUGACGGGGGUGAGCUCACUUGCUCUUCCUCCAUUUCGGGCUGUCGUUGGUCGUCUCAAGGGUUGGAAUUUGUGACUGAUAUGAAGGUCUUACCGCUGGGAGUAUAUGAUGCUAUUCUGGGUAUGGACUGGCUUGAGAAACACAGCCCGAUGACUGUCGAUUGGCGAAACAAGCACCUGCGCAUUCCGACAGCACUGGGCACAGCCAGUUUGUUUGGGCAUGAAGCACAGUCAACACAAUGUCAUGUGAUCAACAACGCGCAGCUGCAACAACUGCAUUGCCAAGGAGCCCUACUGCAUCUGUGUUUACUCUACCCAAUCAGCGAGAAGCAAGAGACUCCGGUGCAGGAUCCCCCAAAGCUGCAAGCAUUGUCAGAGUUUGAGGAUGUUUUUGGUGAACCCAAAGGCCUACCCCCGCGGCGAGCCUGCGAUCACACAAUCCCACUCAUGCUGGGGGCGCAGCCUGUCAACAUUAGACCUUACCGCCACAAGCCGAAGCACAAGUCUGAGAUCGAACGACAGGUGCAAGAAUUAUUACAAUCUGGGGUGAUUCAACGCAGCCACAGUACAUUCUCGUCACCGGUCAUUUUGGUCAAGAAAAAAGACGGGACCUGGCGGUUGUGCGUGGAUUACAGGCAUCUUAAUGCCAUGACACGCGUCAGUAAAUUUCCGGUGCCAGUCAUUGAAGAGCUGCUUGAUGAAUUGCACGGCGCAGUCUGGUUCUCGAAGUUGGAUUUACGAGCGGGCUAUCACCAGAUCUGUUUAGCCGAGGGGGAGGAAUUCAAAACUGCAUUCCAGACGCACUCAGGACAGUACAAGUUCAAGGUCCUCUCAUUUGGACUGGCAGGGGGCAGCAAGACCUGGAAAGACCAUUUGGCACAUUUGAGGCAAGUCCUUGAACUCCUGCGUCGUGAUCAAUGGAUGGUGAAGAGGUCCAAGUGUGAGUUUGGCCAGCAGCAGCUAUCAUACCUGGGGCAUGUCAUCAGCAACCAAGGAGUGGCCACGGACCCAACAAAAAUCAGAGCGGUGCAGGCGUGGCCGACGCCAGUCGACGCAAAGGAAGUGCGCCGAUUCUUGGGAGUAGCCGGAUACUGCCGCAGAUUUGUUCGGGGGUUUGGGAUUAUUGCACGGCCCCUGUUCAACCUCUUAAAGAAGGGUGUUCCUUUCGUCUGGACAGAUAACACCAACCAAGCUUUUGAGCUUCUCAAACAACAACUUCUGACAGCCCCAGUCUUGGCGAUGCCAGAUUUCAGCAAAACCUUCACAGUCGAGACAGAUGCAUGUGACAAGGGAAUAGGAGCAGUAUUGCAACAGGAGGGGCAUCCAAUCGCGUUCAUGAGCAAAAGUUUGAGCCCGCGCUACCAAGGCCUCUCAACCUACGAGAAGGAGUACUUGGCUAUUGUGGUGGCAAUCGAUCAAUGGAGACCGUACUUGCAGCACAACGAGUUUGUCAUCUUCACUGACUAG
This is a messenger RNA of Aegilops tauschii subsp. strangulata, 2811 nucleotides long. The record is from RefSeq and is a predicted model, not a curated record. NCBI's taxonomy places the organism in Eukaryota, Viridiplantae, Streptophyta, Magnoliopsida, Poales, Poaceae.